UACAAUAAGCAAACUUAGAUAGCACAGAACGAGGACAAACUCCAAAGAAAGAGACGGUCUUUGUACAGACGCGCAUACACCGCUUUCGAGUCUAUUGUUAACGUUCCUGCUGCUACGUUCAGCUCAAGUCAUUAGACAACAGCGAGUAGCGUGUGACCCGACACCACUUUGAGCUAACCCCGGCCAGAAUGCAUAAGCCACACCUCGCGGAGUCGUAUCAUAAAGAGCUUUUGGCAACGCUGCAGGCAAAAGGCAAGAUCCCACGGAUGAUGACGGCGGCAGACGAGCGGAGGGACGCCGAGAACAAGAACACGGGGCCACGCAUCUUUCCCGGGCCAUGGGGCACGGAGGCGGUGCUGGAAAACAUGGUCCGCAAGGCGGAGGAGCGCAUUGAACAGGCCACGCGCGGCCAGCCGGCGGCGGGCGGCACAGCGGCGCGGGCGGCGGCGGCGGCGGCGGGGGCGGCGGCGGCGGCGGGGGCGGGCAGGCCGCAUCGCGACCCCAGCGCGCGGAAACAGAUCCAGGCGCGCAUGUCGCAGCUGGAGCAGGAGCUCGCGGCGGAGCGGGCGCUGCGGGCGGGGCUGGAGGGCCAGAUGGCGGGGCUGCGGGAGAGCCUGUCGCGGGGGGGAGGGGGCGGGGGAGGGGGCGGGGCCGAGGCGGGCGGGCGGUAGCAGCAGGCGGCGGCGGCAGGCGGCAGGCGGCAGCAGGCGGGCGGGGGGAUCGAUGGGUGUGCGUGGGCGCGUGGGCCCACUAGCGUGGGGUGAUUGCGGGUGUGAUUGCGGGUGUUUGUCGUGAAGGAUGGAAUGACACCAGAAGUGAGCACCGGCUCAACAGAGCCUAGUACUAGCAAGGUAUGACAGCCCCUGAUACAUAGGGGCCGCAUCACGACAUAAGUUUAGAAUGGUACGUGUGCGGUGGUGUGCCGCCAUGUGUGUCGGCGUGUGCGCUCUAACCAAGUACCGUACGGUAUCGGACUGUGGGGAUGAGUUCAGCAAGGUGAGGUAGCAAGGGAAUGGGUGUAUGGGCUUGCGUCUGCAACUGAACCUGUACGUAUGUGUGCAAUGAAAUCUUUGGAGGGAAGUGCACAUGUGUAUCACCAUCCGACAGCGAUUGUGCUGCGGCUUCAUCAUUGCAGCUUCGCCUGCAGCGCGUUUUUAUUGGAAGAGGAGUUCGAUUUCAAAUGUGAACAGCUUAUCGUGUGUGCCUGUCCUAGGACCGUGGACCGGGGACUGCUGGCUGGCGCAUGCUGACCAAGGAAGCUGGGACUCUCUUCGGGGAGUCGGCGGCUGUGCGUCAAGAUCAUUAUUACUGAUGUAAUUCAAGUUGGUU
Molecule: messenger RNA, 1329 nt
Organism: Chlamydomonas reinhardtii
Lineage: Eukaryota; Viridiplantae; Chlorophyta; Chlorophyceae; Chlamydomonadales; Chlamydomonadaceae
Exons: 4
Coding region: 270-671 (133 amino acids)
Source: RefSeq, a predicted model, not a curated record